Messenger RNA from Coccidioides posadasii C735 delta SOWgp, 1167 nucleotides. RefSeq lists its product as uncharacterized. The record is from RefSeq and is a predicted model, not a curated record. Gene Ontology annotation, molecular function: ATP binding; AMP kinase activity. Gene Ontology annotation, biological process: nucleobase-containing compound metabolic process. Gene Ontology annotation, cellular component: cytoplasm; mitochondrion. Lineage: Eukaryota; Fungi; Ascomycota; Eurotiomycetes; Onygenales; Onygenaceae.
GCCAGCUACCAUAAUAAAAAGGUCCUUGAUCCAUAAGAUUAUUAUUAUAUAUCCUUCUCCUUCCUCCACCCCAGAUCCCAGAUCGUACCAAUAUUGUUGGACUUUCCUACGAAGCCUCACGUCAACCACUUGACCAGGAUGAUAUAGUUGUGGGUGCCUUCGUUUCCUUGCCUUUUGGCAGUCCUACCUCUGUGGCACCUCCGUUUGCCCGAUCCGUACCCAUCGAUCUUCCCACGAUAUCGAAAAAUCUGGAACCUGUGUUUGCCGGCUUGUGUCAAUAAAGAAUGACCGUUCUCACGAGAAGUUUGAGAAAAGCCGCCCGGAUCAUACUCAUUGGCGCUCCUGGCGUUGGAAAAGGGACUCAAACCGAGAGACUGAUCAAGAGAUACCCCCAACUCGCCUCCAUCAGCUCAGGGGAUCUGCUUCGAGACCAUGUUCGCAAUAGAACACCCUUAGGUAUCCAAGCGGAGGCCGCUAUCCAAGCAGGAAGUCUCGUUCCAGAUGCGAUGAUACUGGACCUAAUAUCAUCAGAGCUUGCCUCGAAGGGCUGGCUUUCUAAACCCGCUCCAGGAUCGUCAUCGCCCACAGCGGCGGCAAGCCUGGAUCCUUCCGCUUCCUUUAUCCUCGACGGAUUCCCACGCACAGCCAUCCAAGCAUCCAGCCUAGAAAGCCUAGUCCCCAUCAACCUUGUCGUGCAACUCCUUACACCUCCUGCCGUCAUUCUCUCCCGGAUCGCGUCCCGAUGGGUUCAUCCGGCUUCGGGACGGGUAUAUAACACAGAAUUCAAUGCACCAAAAGUCCCUGGAAAAGAUGAUAUAACAGGAGAGGCAUUGGUUCAGAGGCAGGAUGAUUCAACCGAUGUUUGGAAGGAGAGGUUCAAGAAGUUUGAAGAAACUAGCCAAUCGCUACUUGACCACUAUGAAAAGCAAGGAUGCUUGUGGCGGGUUGAGGGUAACUCAAGCGAUGAAAUCAGCCCCAAGCUUUUUGCUGAGGUUGAAAGAAGGUUCGGUUAAUGGGACCUGUCUCGGCCAUGAAAUAAUUAAAGAUUAUAUCCUCUUAUCUAGAUUACCCAGCCACAGCGCGGUAUCUGUUAGCACUGGUGUUUAAUUAGAGCUAUUGGCUCCCUGUUUGCCUUUUGGCUAUGUACAGUACAUAGGGCACUCCAAC